Messenger RNA from Boleophthalmus pectinirostris (great blue-spotted mudskipper), 739 nucleotides. Its product is annotated as MAPK interacting serine/threonine kinase 1. The transcript is spliced from 8 exons. Gene Ontology annotation, molecular function: calcium/calmodulin-dependent protein kinase activity; calcium-dependent protein serine/threonine kinase activity; ATP binding. Gene Ontology annotation, biological process: peptidyl-serine phosphorylation; protein autophosphorylation; intracellular signal transduction. Gene Ontology annotation, cellular component: nucleus; cytoplasm. The record is from RefSeq and is a predicted model, not a curated record. The annotation marks the transcript as partial. Lineage: Eukaryota; Metazoa; Chordata; Actinopteri; Gobiiformes; Gobiidae.
GAAAAUAGUCAGGCGCGCGGGGGGCGGGCCACUCUUUGUUUACGUCUUUCCCGCGUGUGCGUCACUGGUUGUUUGAUGGAUCCCAUCUAGUAAUGGAUGCCUACCUUAUCCGCCUUUAACAGGCUUUAACAUUCGGGAUUUGGCUGGACUUGUCCAGUUACGGAAAUGGUAAGGUACGGUAUGAUGACGGAAUUACAAUCCUUCCAGGUUCCACCCAAGGACAGCUCCAGCGCUCUGAGCCAAGUUGGGCAGAGCUGUGGAGUAUCUGAGGACAGCAGACUCACUGCAGAGCAAAUACAAAAACUAUCUGACGGCCCUACAGAAUGUGAAAAAAGCCAACCAGUAAAUAUUGUGGAUGCUGCUAAAAGAAAGAAGAAGAAAAGAACCAGAGCCACGGACAGCUUCACUGGCACUUUUGAUGAUCUGUACAAACUCACGGAUGAAGUGCUGGGUCAGGGAGCUUAUGCAAAAGUACAAGGAUGUAUUGGUCUGCAGAAUGGAAUGGAGUAUGCUGUAAAGAUUAUUGAAAAGUGUGCUGGGCAUAGUCGCAGCAGAGUCUUUCGAGAAGUGGAGACACUUUAUCAGUGCCAAGGAAACAAGAACAUUUUGGAAUUGAUCCAGUUCUUUGAAGACAGCAACUAUUUUUAUUUAGUAUUUGAGAAGCUGCAUGGAGGUUCAAUUCUUACACAUAUUCAGAACCGAAAGCACUUUGAUGAAUUGGAGGCCAGUAAAGUAGUAA